This is a messenger RNA of Cutaneotrichosporon oleaginosum, 714 nucleotides long. RefSeq lists its product as uncharacterized. NCBI's taxonomy places the organism in Eukaryota, Fungi, Basidiomycota, Tremellomycetes, Trichosporonales, Trichosporonaceae. The record is from RefSeq and is a predicted model, not a curated record.
AUGACCACUUUUGCACCCUUCCAGCAGAUCCCCCAGCCCCUCGCAGGCAUGUCCACCAAGCCCAAGCGCAAGCGCACAUUCGACGACGAGCCCGACCAGGACGAGGUCAUGGGUCUCGAUGCUACAAAGCAUCUUCGUACUCUUCCUCCAUCAGUCGAGGGCCCAGGGGGCUUUGCAUUCCCAAUCAACAUGCCUGACCUGGUCGCCGAUGCCUCCACCUCGGCAUCAGCCUCGGACGUCAUGGACCAUGACAUGGACUUUGAAAUGGACGAUGCCGAGACUACUCGUCAGCCUCCCCAGUACUCGUACGCCGAGGGCGGCUCGGGUGGCUUCAUGUUUGGCCCCGGCGCCGACGAGGAUGAGAUGAGCGACGACGACAGCAAAGGCUACCCAAACCUCGACAUUUACCCGGCCACGGCCAUGGACGACAACCCGUCGGCGUUUUACCCCGCGAACGUGUCGCCGCAGACGGCGUGGUCGGCGCAGUCUUUCGCGACCAACCUCGCCCCGCCCGUGUCUCCCGGUCUCAUGCAGCCGUCCCCCUCUGCACCCUUGGGCGAGGACGCCACACCUGUCGAGCUCGCACGCAGUCAGCACGGCCCUCAGUGCACCUCCAUCCCCAAGCUCAAAAUGAGCGACUACCCCGACCCGUCCGGCGGCCGCAGUCUCUGGGCCGUCUGCCCGGACUGCGGUGCGAUGGAGCGAGCGUCUUGA